Molecule: messenger RNA, 3108 nt
Organism: Haliaeetus leucocephalus (bald eagle)
Lineage: Eukaryota; Metazoa; Chordata; Aves; Accipitriformes; Accipitridae
Gene: HLTF
Product: helicase-like transcription factor
Exons: 24
Coding region: 1-3108 (1035 amino acids)
Molecular function (GO): ATP-dependent chromatin remodeler activity; zinc ion binding; ATP binding
Source: RefSeq, a predicted model, not a curated record
AUGAAGCUUACGCGGUGUGUCGGUAGGGCCGGGAGGCCCGGAGGGACGGCUGCCUGCCUUCUGCGGCACGGGUCGCGCGGGCUGACCGCGCCGCUGGCGGGCGGCGCGGCGGGGGGGACGACGGGAAAGCAGCGUCGCCUUCCUGUCCGUAGCGUCUUCAUUGGCCAGCGUCUAGAUUCUGUAAGAGGAUACUGUCAGUAUAACAUCUGCAGAGGAGAGAGAAACUACUCCCGGUUUUCCUCUCCUGACUUUUACUCCAGUCUUGGGUUGGAAGACUUCCUCUCUGUAGGCGACACUUCUGGAGCAGAGGAGGAUACAGACUUGGCUAUCUUAUAUGGAACCUUGCGAGGAAGUGUUGUUGGAUUACGAUACUACACGGGGAUUGUUAAUAACAAUGAAAUGGUUGCACUUCAGAGGGAGCCUAAUAAUCCUUAUGAUAAAAAUGCAGUGAAAGUAAAUAAUGUGAAUGGAGACCAGGUAGGCCAUAUAAAAAAAGAACUAGCGGCAGCAUUGGCAGGCAUUAUGGACAACAAACUAGCAUUAAUUGAAGGGGUUGUCCCUUAUGGAGCAAAAAAUGCCUUUACCAUGCCUGUACAAAUGAGCUUUUGGGGAAGAGAAGAAAACAAGGAAGCAGUGCUAGAUCAGCUAAAAAGGCACGGAUUUAAAUUGGCUCCUCCUCUGAAAGGUUCAGAAUGUGGUUUUGGAUCAAAGUGGAUUUCUGGGAGAGCUGGUCCAAGUUACAGUGCUCCGGUUCAUGCUGCUGUGCAGUUGACAACUGAACAGCUCAAAAGUGAAUUUGACAAAUUGUUUGAGGAUCUGAAGGAAGAUGAUAAAACUUGUGAAAUGGAAGGAGCAGAGGCUGUUGGCACACCCUUGCUUCCCCAUCAGAAGCAGGCUUUAGCUUGGAUGGUUUCACGUGAGAACAGUAAUGAUUUGCCACCCUUUUGGGAAGAGAGAAGUAACUUCUACUACAAUAUACUUACAAACUUUGCAGAAAAGAAGCGACCUAAAAAUGUUCUUGGAGGAAUACUGGCUGAUGAUAUGGGACUGGGUAAAACGCUUACUACUAUUGCAUUGAUUCUCACAAAUUUUCAAGAUAGCAAGCCUCUUCCUGUUGAAAAGAUCACAAGUGAUAAGUUUUAUGAGGAAUCUGGUACUAACAGCAUGAACAGCGUUGGACGCAGACUAUGUAAAGACUCUAGCAAUGUGAUGGAGCCUGGUGUUUCUAACAUAAAAAAGUUUGAAACUACUCCGUUGAAAUACUCAAGUUGUCUUCCAAAAAGAGAGAAAGCCAAGAAACCCAGAUAUUCAGGAAGCAGUCACUUGGGAGAGUCUGAAGAAUGGCUACUGCAACAAACAGAAACAACUUCCUGUGUUGUCCAAGAAGAUACAGGCUUUGCAUCUGUUCUUCUACCUUCAUCUACUUGUUUAAAAAGACAAACAAAAAGAAAAGGUACUGCUGGCAUUCAAUGUGUUGAGAAGAAGUACUCUGAUGAUGGCCCCAGAGCAACACUGAUUGUAUGUCCACUCUCUGUCCUGAGCAAUUGGAUUGACCAGUUUGAACAACAUAUCCACCAAGAUUUUCAUGUAAAUAUUUAUGUUUAUUACGGUUCUGACCGUAGCAAAGACCCAUCAGUUCUUUCAGAACAAGACAUCGUACUGACAACAUACAACAUCUUAGCUACGGAUUACGGAAUCAGAGGUGACAGCCCUUUACAUAAAGUCAAGUGGCUGAGAAUUGUGUUGGAUGAGGGGCACACUAUACGAAAUCCAAAUGCUCAGCAAACUAAAGCUGCCUUAAAUCUGGAGGGACACAGAAGAUGGGUACUUACAGGCACUCCUAUUCAGAAUUCUGUAAAGGAUUUGUGGUCUCUUAUUUCCUUCUUAAAACUGAAACCUUUUACUGAUCGAGAGUGGUGGCACAGAACAAUUCAACGUCCAGUCACAAUGGGAGCUCCAGGAGGACUUGGGCGUUUACAGUCUCUGAUUAGGAGCAUUACCCUUAGAAGAACUAAAACAAGUAAAGUUAAAGGAAAACCCAUUCUGGAGUUACCAGAACGUAAAGUACUUAUUCAGCAUGUUACGUUGACAGAGGAAGAGAGACAAAUCUAUCAAUCUGUGAAGAAGGAGGGCAAAGCUGCUAUUAGCAGAUUUUUCAGUGAAGGGACUGUACUAGCUCACUAUGCUGACAUCCUUGGUGUCCUGCUCAGAUUGAGGCAGCUUUGUUGCCAUCCUCAUCUCUGUAUAAAUGCAUCUUCUAGUUUUUCAGCUGAUAAUAAAACCCCUGAAGAACUGCCUGAGACAUUAGUGAGUAAAAUGAAGUUGGUUCUGAGCUCUGGUUCAGAUGAAGAAUGUGCAGUUUGCUUGGAAUCACUGACUCUUCCUGUGAUAACACGCUGUGCGCAUGUCUUUUGUAAGCCAUGUAUUUUUGAAGUCAUCAGAAGUGAACAGCCAAAUGCCAAAUGCCCUCUCUGUAGGAAUGAGCUUAGAGUAGAGCACUUGGUGGAAUGUCCCCUAGAAGAGGAAAUAGACUCCAGUAAUGGAAAGAAGUCUGAUCGAGAGUGGAUAUCCAGUUCAAAGAUAAAUGCUCUCAUGCAUGCUUUGGUAGAACUACGGAGGGAUAAUCCAACUGCUAAAUGUCUGGUUGUUUCUCAGUUCACAACUUUCCUGUCACUGAUAGAAAAUCCCUUGAAAGAAUCAGGGUUUGCCUUCACUCGUUUGGAUGGCUCAAUGACACAGAAGAAAAGAGUAGAAGCAAUUCAUUGUUUCCAAAGCAGCCAAGCAGGAUCCCCAACUGUAAUGCUUUUGUCUCUGAAAGCAGGUGGAGUUGGAUUAAAUCUGACAGCAGCUUCCCGAGUGUUUUUAAUGGAUCCUGCUUGGAAUCCUGCUGCAGAAGACCAGUGUUUUGACAGGUGUCACAGGCUGGGUCAGAAGCAUAAUGUUGUUAUUACUAAGUUCAUAGUGAAGGAUUCAGUGGAAGAAAAUAUGCUGAAAAUUCAGAACAAGAAGAGGGAACUUGCAGCAGGAGCCUUUGCUACCAAAAAGCCUUCAGCAAGUGAAGUAAAACAAACCAAAAUUAAUGAAAUUAAGGCUCUAAUUGACUUAUAG